Myripristis murdjan (pinecone soldierfish) is the source of this 1819-nucleotide messenger RNA. RefSeq names its product calcium-activated potassium channel subunit beta-4. The record is from RefSeq and is a predicted model, not a curated record. Gene Ontology annotation, molecular function: potassium channel regulator activity; calcium-activated potassium channel activity. Gene Ontology annotation, cellular component: membrane; voltage-gated potassium channel complex. Lineage: Eukaryota; Metazoa; Chordata; Actinopteri; Holocentriformes; Holocentridae. The coding region runs from base 3 to 788 and encodes 261 amino acids. The transcript is spliced from 4 exons. Gene Ontology annotation, biological process: detection of calcium ion; potassium ion transport.
CCAUGGCGAAGAUCCGGGUGUCGUACGAGUACUCCGAGGCCGAGGACAAGAGCAUCCGGCUGGGCUUGUUCCUGAUCGCCUGCGGGAUCCUCAGCCUGUUCAUCCUGGGCUUCUGCUGGCUCAGCCCGACGCUGCAGAGCCUGCAGAGCAAGCCGGCCAACUGCACGGUGGUGUCGGUGCUGCGUCCGGAGGAGAUGUUUGAGUGUGUGUUCACGUGCGGUGCAGACUGUAAGGGAACCUCGCUCUACCCCUGCCUGCAGAUCUUCGUCAACAACUCCGAGUCCAACUCGGUGGCUCUGCUGCACUUUGACGAGCAGCAGCUGGUCCUCAACCCCAAGUGCUCGUACGUGCCUCCCUGUGAGCGAGACAACCAGAAGAACAGAGACAGCGUGUUGAGGUGGGAGGAUUACUUCACCAAAGAGGUCAGCAGCCAGUCGUUCACCUGCUUCUUCAACCAGCAGAGGAGACCGGACGACGUGCUGUGGCGCCGCUCCCACGACACCAGCGUCCUCCUGCACUGCGUCCUCUGGCCGAUGGUGUCGCUGCUCCUGGGCACGCUCAUCGUGCUGCUGACGGUGUGCGCGCGCUCCCUGGCCGUGCGUGCCGAGGCCCUGCAGAAGAGGAAGUGUUCGUACGAGGUGUGCCAAGACCUCGGGGACGUGGCCUCCGAUCACCAAGGCAACAAGGCCGAGCCCUUGGCGACGAACUCUGAUCCUGAGCUUUCGACGGCCUCCAGGACCCUGCCGCUGUUUGCGGUGCCGGUACGCCGCCGCGAUAGAGAACAUUAGGACAGAGCUGUGUGUUGUCCUCAUUUCCCAAAAUCAAACCCCUGGACAGUUUUUCUUAAUGCUGCUGGACUAAAGGUAACUACUGUGGCCAAUUUGGAAAACCUAUAGCCAGCUGGUGUUUGUUUGUUUGACCUGCACCGUUAACCAGUGGAAAAUUUGAGGAGAAGAUGAGUGGAAAUAGUUAAACACACAACAUGAUGCAUCCACCCUGUUGCCUGUUGAAUUCUGGGGUAACACAGCGGGGGAACAUCACCACCUUAGAACUUAGUUUCCACUUCCUGGAUCAGUGGUGACUCCUGGAUGCUGGAUCUGUUUUGGAAAGAACCGCAUGAGAAUCUGCUUCUUGCAAAGGGUUUGUGGCAGGAAAUGUGAAAAUUGAAAAUGAAGGCCUAUUUAUGGUUCUGCAAAAAAGCAUCACCAUAACUACGCUGAGUGUAUCUACAUUUAUAUCUCCUCGUAGAUAUGGGUCAAUGCAGAGACCACUGAAACCCCAGAGACCAAUGUCAAAAUUUAAUGAAUUUUAUACAAGCAAAGCACAGAUAAAAAUGUCCAUAAUGGUGUUCCCAUUCUUUGAAACUCUCGAGUCCACUGGCGACACAUUUGCUGGUGUUCAGACUGAUGUAUUGAAGAUUGUCGCUGUGAAUUUAGCGACAUCUAGCCUGGCUAACAUCAGACUGUAGAGACAGAAAAAGGCUCCUGAAGGCGUCAGACACCACCUUAAGGUGGUGUCUGACGCCUGAUGCUGAUUGGAUAACACCAGUUUGAAACCAAAAAAUCACAAACACGGUCAUUGAGGGCGUCAGAGGUUAUAGGGAAAUGCACAUUCAUUUGAUUGGCAAGUAACAGUCCUUGCGAAUUCAAAUAUAAGAACGAAUCAUAAAUACAAUCAUAGAUGCUGCCAAACGAAAGGAGUUUGUCCAGACUCUGCAUACGGUCUGCAGCAGCCAGGCUUAGUGACAUCACUCUUUAUUUUCUUGGGGAUGAUGUGUAUCUUUGGUUCCAUGAGUGGAAGUGAAAGGCUGGUUUAUGCU